Molecule: messenger RNA, 888 nt
Organism: Chrysochloris asiatica (Cape golden mole)
Lineage: Eukaryota; Metazoa; Chordata; Mammalia; Afrosoricida; Chrysochloridae
Gene: PLD5
Product: phospholipase D family, member 5
Exons: 6
Coding region: 1-888 (295 amino acids)
Source: RefSeq, a predicted model, not a curated record
AUGGCUCAGAUGAAAGAACUGGGUGUCAUCUUCUACAACUGCAGCUGUCUGGUCCUAGACUUACAAAGGAUAUUUGCUUUAUACAAUUCAUUAAAAUUCAAGAACAGAGUACCUCAGACCUGGUCGAAGAGGCUCUAUGGCGUCUAUGAUAACCAAAAAAAAUUGCAACUUCAGUUGAACGAAACCUACUCUCAAGCAUUUGUUUCGAACUCUCCUAAACUCUUUUGCCCUAAGAACAGAAGCUUUGACAUAGAUGCCAUCUACAGUGUAAUAGAUGAUGCCAAGCAGUUUGUGUUCAUAGCUGUCAUGGAUUACCUGCCCAUCUCCAGCACCAGCUCCCGAAGGACUUACUGGCCAGAUUUGGAUGGGAAGAUAAGAGAAGCAUUAGUUUUACGAAGUGUUAAAGUUCGACUCCUUAUAAGCUUUUGGAAGGAAACCGAUCCCCUUACAUUUAACUUUAUUUCAUCACUUAAAGCUAUUUGCACUGAAAUAGCGAACUGCAGUUUGAAAGUUAAAUUUUUUGAUCUGGAAAGAGAGAACGCUUGUACUACAAAAGAACAAAAGAAUAGCACCUUUCCUAAAUUAAAUCGCAACAAGUACAUGGUGACUGAUGGAGCAGCUUAUAUUGGAAAUUUUGAUUGGGUAGGGAAUGAUUUUACCCAGAAUGCCGGUACAGGCCUUGUUAUCAACCAAGCAGACGUGAGUAACGACACAAGCAUCAUUAAGCAAUUGAAAGAUGUGUUUGAAAGGGACUGGUAUUCACCCUACGCCAGAACCUUACAGCCUACCAAACAGCCAAACUGUUCAAGCCUUUUCAAACUCAAACCUAACAAAACUGCCACAUACAAUACCAGCAGAAAAAGACCCUUGAGUGCUCAACAAGAAUGA